Nycticebus coucang (slow loris) is the source of this 6051-nucleotide messenger RNA. It is a transcript of the gene SMG6, whose product is annotated as SMG6 nonsense mediated mRNA decay factor. Gene Ontology annotation, biological process: nuclear-transcribed mRNA catabolic process, nonsense-mediated decay. Gene Ontology annotation, molecular function: telomerase RNA binding; telomeric repeat DNA binding; protein binding. The record is from RefSeq and is a predicted model, not a curated record. Bases 94 to 4356 code for a protein of 1420 amino acids. Gene Ontology annotation, cellular component: telomerase holoenzyme complex. The transcript has 19 exons. Lineage: Eukaryota; Metazoa; Chordata; Mammalia; Primates; Lorisidae.
GGAGGGUGAGCGCGCGCGCCGCCCGUCCGUCGUGGUUUCCUGGCUGCGCGAGGAGGUGGUGGAGUGGCUGCAGCUGUAGCAGCAGCCGCGAAGAUGGCGGAGGGGUUGGAGCGUGUGCGGAUCUCCGCGUCGGAGCUGCGAGGGAUCCUGGCCACCAUGGCUCCGCAGGCCGGGAGCAGAGAAAACACGAAAGAAUUAAAGGAGCCUAGGCAGCGCAAAGACAACAGGCGCCCCGAUCUGGAAAUCUAUAAGCCUGGCCUUUCUCGACUAAGGAACAAAUCUAAAAUCAAGGAGCCCUCUGUGAGUGAGGAAUUUAAGGAUGAAGUUGUUAAUGACAGAGAUUCUUCUGCUGUUGGAAAUGAUACACAACUCAUUAAAGGUGCCUGCAAGGAACUGGACAACCAACAGCAGAAUGGGCCUAUAAACCCAGAAAACAACCACGGACAGGAGUCCUUUUCUAAGAUUGCUGGACAAGAGGAUCGAAGUCUAAGAAUUAUCAAGAGAACAAAGAAACCGGACCUGCAGAUCUAUCAGCCUGGCCGGCGUUUGCAGACAGUUACCAAAGAAUCGCCUAGCCGGGUAGAUGAGGAAGAAAUCCUUAGCCAGGUAGAAAAACUGAGAGUAGAGGAAGAUGAAUGCAGGGGAAAUGCUGUGAAAGAAGAAGUCAUGAAUAAACCAGACAGAGCAGACAGAGAGAAGAGCCCAAAUGGUGACAGAGUAAGGGCUGGAAAGGGAGAAAAAGGAAAGAGGAUUGAAAAAGUGGAGGGGAUGAAGAAAGCAAAUGAUGACCCUGCCCAAGGCAAACCUGGUUCUGCAAAGCGCUACUCUCGCUCAGACAAACGAAGGAAUCGUUACCGCACUUGCAGUACUAGCUCAGCUGGUAGCAACAACAGUGCUGAGGGAGCUGGCCUUGUUGAUAAUGGAUGCCGCCGUCGCCGACAGGAUAGGACCAAGGAGAGGCCACGACUGAAGAAGCAAGUAUCUAUGUCCUCAACUGACUCCUUAGAUGAGGACAGAAUUGAUGAGCCCAAUGGAUUAGGACCCAAGAGGAGCUCAGAAAGGAAAAAACAUUUAGAAAGAAACUGGUCUGGCCGUGGGGAUGGUGAGCAGAAAAGCAAUGGCAAAGAAAAUCGAGGCACUCUUCGUGUCACUUUUGAUGCAGAAACCAUGAACAAAGAUUCUCCCAUGGUGAGGUCCACCAGGGAGGAUGAGGAUAGGAUAAAGCCCGACAGAGGCUCAAGCAGUGGGGGCAAAGUCUCUGAGAAACAGGAGUGCAAAAACCUAAAACAAGAACUUCGGGGUCGUGGUCGCGGCAUUUUGGUUCUGCCUGCCCAUACCACCUUAUCUGUGAAUUCAGCAGGUUCUCCAGAGUCUGCACCUUUGGGACCUCGGCUUUUGUUUGGAUCUGGUAGUAAGGGAUCUCGGAGUUGGGGCCGUGGAGGCACCACCCGCCGAUUGUGGGACCCAAAUAAUCCUGAUCAGAAACCUGCUCUGAAGAGUCAGGUGCCCCAGCUACAUUUCUUGGACACUGAUGAUGAAGUCAGCCCUACGUCUUGGGGUGACUCACGCCAGGCCCAAGCAUCUUACUAUAAGUUUCAAAACUCUGACAACCCCUAUUAUUACCCCCGGACACCACCAGGCCCUGCCUCUCAGUAUCCCUAUACAGGUUAUAACCCUCUACAGUACCCAGUGGGUCCUUCCAAUGGUGUGUACCCAGGACCUUACUAUCCAGGCUACCCAACUCCAUCAGGACAGUAUGUGUGUAGCCCUCUCCCUGCCAGCACCAUGAGUCCUGAGGAGAUAGAGCAGCACGUGAGGAACAUGCAGCAACAGGAGCUACAUAGGCUUCUCCGGGUGGCCGACAACCAGGAGCUGCAGCUCAGCAACCUGCUUUCCAGGGAUCGAAUUAGUCCUGAGGGCCUGGAGAAGAUGGCUCAACUCAGAGUUGAACUGCUGCAGCUAUAUGAGCGCUGUAUUCUAUUAGAUAUUGAGUUCUCUGAUAAUCAGAAUGUGGAUCAGAUCCUGUGGAAGAAUGCUUUCUAUCAGGUGAUUGAGAAGUUCAGGCAGCUUCUCAAGGAUCCGAAUGUUGAGAACCCAGAACAGAUUCGGAACAGACUUUUGGAGCUCUUGGAUGAGGGGAGUGACUUCUUUGAUAGUUUGCUUCAGAAGCUGCAGGUUACUUACAAGUUUAAACUGGAGGACUACAUGGAUGGUCUUGCCAUUCGCAGCAAGCCAUUACGCAAGACAGUGAAAUAUGCCUUGAUCAGUGCCCAGCGAUGUAUGAUUUGCCAAGGAGAUAUUGCUAGAUAUCGGGAGCAAGCUAACGAUACAGCAAACUAUGGAAAAGCACGCAGUUGGUACCUGAAGGCCCAGCACAUUGCUCCUAAGAAUGGGCGACCCUAUAACCAGUUGGCUUUACUGGCAGUGUAUACGAGGAGGAAGCUUGAUGCUGUAUAUUACUAUAUGCGCAGUUUAGCUGCCAGCAACCCUAUCCUAACUGCCAAGGAGAGUCUCAUGAGCUUGUUUGAAGAGACUAAACGAAAGGCAGAACAAAUGGAAAAGAAGCAACAUGAGGAAUUUGAACUGAGCUCUGAUCAAUGGAGGAAAGGAAAGAGGUCAACUUUUCAGCAUGUUGGUGAUGACACCACUCGCCUGGAGAUCUGGAUUCAUCCAUCCCAUCCACGGUCCUCCCAGAGCACUGAGUCCGGGAAGGAUUCUGAGCAGGAGAAUGGGCUGUGCAGCCUGAGUCCCAGUGAUCUGAACAAAAGGUUCAUCCUCAGUUUUCUCCAUGCCCAUGGGAAGCUGUUUACCCGGAUUGGGAUGGAGACAUUCCCUGCAGUGGCUGAGAAGGUCCUCAAGGAGUUUCAUGUGUUGCUGCAGCAUAGCCCCUCUCCUAUUGGAAGCACUCGCAUGCUGCAGCUUAUGACCAUCAACAUGUUUGCUGUACAUAACUCUCAGUUAAAAGACUGCUUCUCAGAGGAGUGUCGCUCUGUGAUCCAGGAGCAAGCUGCAGCCCUGGGCUUGGCUAUGUUUUCCCUACUGGUACGGCGCUGCACCUGCUUACUUAAGGAGUCUGCCAAAGCUCAGCUGUCCUCUCCUGAGGAUCAGGAAGACCAAGAUGACAUCAAGGUGUCUUCCUUUGUCCCGGACCUGAAGGAACUGCUUCCCAGUGUGAAAGUCUGGUCAGACUGGAUGCUCGGCUACCCAGACACCUGGAAUCCUCCGCCCACAUCCCUGGACCUGCCCUCACAGGUUGCUGUGGAUGUGUGGUCAACGCUGGCUGAUUUCUGUAACAUACUGACUGCAGUGAAUCAGUCUGAGGUGCCACUGUACAAGGACCCGGACGAUGACCUCACCCUUCUUACCCUGGAAGAGGAUCGGCUUCUCUCAGGCUUUGUCCCCUUACUGGCCGCUCCUCAGGACCCCUGCUACGUGGAGAAAACCUCGGAUAAGGUUAUUGCAGCCGACUGCAAAAGGGUCACAGUGCUGAAGUAUUUUCUGGAAGCCCUUUGUGGACAAGAAGAACCUCUGCUGGCAUUCAAGGGUGGAAAAUAUGUGUCAGUGGCACCCGUCCCAGACACCAUGGGAAAGGAAAUGGGAAGCCAAGAGGGAAAACAACUGGAAGAUGAGGAGGAGGACGUGGUGAUUGAAGACUUUGAGGAAGAUUCAGAGGUCGAAGGCAGUGGGGGCGAGGAUGACAUCAGAGAACUUCGGGCCAAGAAGCUAGCUCUGGCCAGGAAGAUAGCUGAGCAGCAGCGUCGCCAAGAAAAGAUCCAGGCUGUCCUGGAGGACCAGAGCCAGAUGAGGCAGAUGGAGCUUGAGAUCAGACCCCUGUUCCUUGUACCAGACACCAACGGCUUCAUUGACCACCUGGCCAGUCUGACACGGCUGCUGGAGAGCAGGAAGUACAUCCUGGUGGUGCCCCUUAUCGUGAUCAAUGAGUUGGACGGCCUGGCCAAGGGGCAGGAGACAGACCAUCGAGCUGGGGGCUACGCUCGCGUGGUACAAGAAAAGGCCCGCAAGUCCAUCGAAUUCCUCGAGCGGCGAUUCGAGAGUCGGGACUCUUGCCUACGGGCCCUGACCAGCCGUGGCAAUGAACUUGAAUCUAUCGCCUUCCGCAGUGAGGAUAUCACUGGCCAGCUGGGUAACAACGAUGACCUGAUCCUCUCCUGCUGCCUUCACUACUGCAAAGACAAGGCUAAGGACUUCAUGCCCACCAGCAAAGAAGAGCCAAUCCGGCUACUGCGGGAGGUGGUGCUGUUGACUGAUGACCGGAACCUGCGUGUGAAAGCACUGACAAGGAACGUGCCUGUGCGGGACAUCCCAGCCUUCCUCACAUGGGCCCAGGUGGGCUGAGGGGGCCACACCAGGGCCCACCCCCAUGGAACCGUUCCUGAAAGGCCACAAGGCACCCAGUGUAGCACGGAAGAUGCCCAUGUGCCUGAGCCACCAAUCCACCCAGACAAUAAACCAUCCUCUUCCAACCCACGCCGUGGCCAUGCUGUGGGGGAGCUGCUCCUCACAGAGCCCCUCCCAAGGGUUGGGCGGAAGCUGCUGGGACCCUCCUGGGCUGCCGAGAUUUAGUAGGGAGGUGGUUGGCUACAGCGACAGCAGGUGGGCAAGCCAGAGAGGCUGCCCAAGCUCUCAGCCUCUCUCCCUUCCCUUGUCUCAUUUCAAGGCUGAGGGAGGGCCUCUCACCCUGGGACUCAGCCAUUCUCUGACAGAGAUGGCAGGCGUUUUAGAGUUUUCAUCAGAUGCAGGCGAAUCAUAGGUUCCUUUAAUCUUCAGAACCUCUGUCCUGAAUAUGUUCAAGGAGCUUCAGUUAUUUCACAAAAUUGCCCAGGGUGUGUCUCUAUCUCACUGAGGCCUGGAUUUGAAUUCCCCUGGACCUAAGUUGGGUUCUGGAUGCCAUGUCCCUAACAGCAGCCCUGGGCCCCCACCUUCUCUAUCCCCAACCUUACACAUACCCCUAUCCUCUGCUCUUCUUUCUGCCCUUAUCAGUCUGGGUCUUUUGCACUCCUGAACAGUAGAGGAAGGGACAUCUGGUCUCAGGCCCCAUACAUCCUGGUGGCCUUUGCCUGCUCUUUCCCCUCAUUGGCCUUCCUUUCUCUCUAGUUCCCUCUUCAGGAAAUUUCCUCAGACUCUACUCAAUUCCCCUCUUCCCUCUUCUUGUCCUCCUUCCCUCCAGAACACCCCCUUACCCUCCUUCCCUUUCUAGUGGAUCCCUUCCACCUCCCUGAUGCCCUCAACUUCCUCACCUCAGUUCUGUGUCUUAUGGGUUCUCACUCUGAAUCUUCCUCUUCUCCUACCUGUGGCAGAAACCUAGUAAAGCUUUCCCACCCAUGUCCUUCUACCCCAGGCCCCUGUGCUCUUGAGAAACUUCCCAGGCUUACAUAGCCCAGACAGUAAAACAGUCCAGUGCCAGGGUGUAACAUUGCCUAGCCUGGAGUUUUUGUCAUUUCUGCCUUUUCCCUUGACUUCCCAGAAGAAAUGAUGCAGGAGCCCUUUAGCAUUUGAGUGUUUUGUUGUCCUUUUAGCUGAUACCCAUGUUCAGAACCUCAGCAGGAAGGCUUCCUGCUGGAAAUGAGUUCCUCCAACCCAGGGGCAGGGAUAAGGACUAGGGAAAGACAGGGUUUUGGUGGAGCCAGGGGUAAAUCUUGGUGGGACCAGUGGGGAAACAGAGCCCAUACUCUUGACUGUACAGCCUGCACAGGGGAUGGGAGCACGGCUCUGGCCGCCCUGAGGGCCAGGACUAUGACAGAGGGAGGGGAGACUAUGCAUGAGAGCCAAGGCCAAUAGUUUUGGGAUCAUGAGUCCCCCAGACCCUCAGAAGACUGAGCUGGGGUAUAGGGUCCCUGCCUCUCCUUUUAUAUCCCCUGACAAAACUGAUGACUGGGUGGGAGGGAGACACAUCUCUCCUUUCUGUCCCAUUUGCAGCACUGGUUUUGUUUCCUUAAUAAAUUUUUAGUUUCGAAACAUACCUGACCUCUUGCUGAUCUCUUUGUGGGACUGGGGAGGUCCAAGGUCCAAGCCCCUGCACCUGUGUGAGGG